This is a messenger RNA of Amborella trichopoda, 1311 nucleotides long. RefSeq names its product rRNA biogenesis RRP36-like protein. Gene Ontology annotation, cellular component: nucleolus; 90S preribosome. The record is from RefSeq and is a predicted model, not a curated record. Gene Ontology annotation, biological process: maturation of SSU-rRNA from tricistronic rRNA transcript (SSU-rRNA, 5.8S rRNA, LSU-rRNA). NCBI's taxonomy places the organism in Eukaryota, Viridiplantae, Streptophyta, Magnoliopsida, Amborellales, Amborellaceae.
AAAGUACGCCACUUUGCCCCCAACGUCAGUUAUCACCCGUUUGACAACCCUAAUGUAUUCGGUCCACGGCGGAUUCCCUGUGCAAACCCUAGAGGGUUUAAGAAGAAACAGGGCAGUCGUAAGCUCCAUAACAGUUCUCUUUGUAACCCUAGAAGGAACACAUCAGCCGUAAGCUGAAUCGCCAUCAUCAGAGAGCUCUAGCUGAAGAGUUUAAGCCCCAAAAAAUCCACAGUUUCCAGCUUUCCCAUUGCCAAACAAGUGAAAUUACCAGCACCACAAUUUAUUGGUUUCCAGCUUUCACCUUACCAAGUUUCACCUGCAUCCCAUAAUCUAUACCAAGUUUCACCUGCAUCUCAAAAUCUAGGAAAGUCAGCAGUAGGGGUGAUUCCCAAGGACAUUGCAGUGAAAGUUAUCAAACGCUACCUGAGUGUAGCCAUGGCGAACCCUGAGGAGCAUGACUCUGAACAUGGUUCAUCCUCAGAAGAGGAAGAAGGAAUAGAAAGAGAGCUAGCUGAUGUAUCCUUUGAAGAGCUUCAACGAGCCCUCUCAGAUGGCAGACAUUCUAUUCCUUCUAAAUCAGAUGCAGGGAAGAAAUUUGGAAGGGCCAACAAAAAUAGGCCGAUGGAGAUCAGCUGCAAAAAACCAGUGGGUAGGUUCAGGCAAGUUGUUCAAGGGCCAAAAAAGGUGGUCCGAGAUCCACGAUUUGAAUCCCUUUGUGGGACCCUCGAUGAAAAUGGGUUCAGAAAGAGAUACAAUUUUCUAUUUGAGGUUGAACUUCCUCAGGAACGAGAGAAGUUGCAAAAGGUGCUCAAGAAGACAAAGGACCCAAGUGCUGCUGGUGAAAUAAAGAAGCACAUUUCUUGGAUUGAUCGCCAGCUGAAAGUGCUGUCCACUAAAAGGUCCCAUGUUGAAAAAUUAACAGAGCACAAGAAAAAGGAAAGAGAGGCCGCAAAACAAGGGAAGCGGCCCUUCUAUCUCAAAAAAUCUGAAUUGCGCAAGCAAAUGCUUGUUGAGAAGUAUGAUGAUCUGAAGGUGGCCGGUAAGCUCGAAGCUUUCAUGGCGAAAAAGAGGCGCAGAAAUGCUUCGAAGGAUCACCGCUAUGUGCCAUAUCGUCGAGAUGGUGGAGAGUCUUAAAAGGCUUUAGGUUCUAGAGUCUUCUUGUUUCAACAGGUUAGGAUGGAACCAAGAUUUAAAAAGGUUCCCAUAAAUUUUGGAGUAAAAUGUUUUCGUUUAUUUCUCUGUAUCAACAAGUUGGAGACAGUGUUAAGUUGUUCGGAUUCUAUGCUCUGUUUAUGUACUCAAUUUUUUUUC